CUUAUGUUGAAUGCCAGAUGGUAAACUCUUUAGGGCACGGACCCGCCUUUUUUUGGUUCAGUACAGUGCACACGGAUGAUGCUAUAUAAGUAAUAACGCAAAGUAAGAAGCUUGGAGGAAUCCCCAAGGUUUCCAAUUCAACAGGACCCUUCACUCCAAAACAGAAAAGCAAAGAAAGCAAGUCCAAGAAUAAUCGCGAGAAAAGCUGGGGGGGGGGCGGGGGAGAGAGCACGGCUGAGAUCCUACACCCUGUAAGUCCCACUGAACAUUUCCGAAUAAAACUGUAAAAGACUGAGCUGCAAGAGAAGUUGAAGACUAAACAGGAAGGGUUGGGAAGGAGGAGCUCAGUCAGCUGAAGCGAGUAGGCAACGCUGGCACAAAGCUGGAGAAGGAGGGCGAGCUAAAGGGAGAGGCCCUCAGCUCUGAGGAGGGAUUUGGGGGCAGGAACAGGGCGAAGGAAAAAGAGAAGAGGGCUGGGCUGGGUUAGGUAAGCCGGCAGCUGCUGGAACAGGAAGAGAGGGCUGCGCCAGGAAACGCCAAGCUAAGGAGUGGCACUUCGGCAAGGCUUCUCUCGAGAGCAGACUGGUGAAACUUGCCCCAUCUCGCCAAGCAGAGACGCCGCUACCGCCUUGCCCGGAACCUUCCACGGCGAAGCUUCUUGCGACUUGCAGAAAUGCCCGUCAAGGGGGGUACCAAGUGCAUCAAGUAUCUGCUUUUCACUUUCAACUUCAUCUUUUGGCUUGCAGGAACAGCAGUCCUCGCAAUUGGACUAUGGCUUCGAUUUGAUUCACAGACAAAAGACAUUUUUGAUCAGGAGAAUACUUCAACAUUCUACACAGGGGUGUACAUUCUAAUUGGAGCUGGUGCCCUCAUAAUGCUGGUUGGUUUUUUGGGAUGCUGCGGAGCAAUACAAGAGUCCCAAUGCAUGCUUGGUUUGUUUUUUACCUUUCUUCUCUUGAUUUUUGCUCUUGAAGUCGCUGCUGCCAUCUGGGGUUUUAAGAACAAAUCAAAGAUUGUAGAUGAUAUGCAGGAAUUUUAUAAGUCGGCAUAUGAAAAAAGGCAGGAAUCUGCUGCCAGAGAAACUCUGAGAGCCUUUCAGCAUUCACUAAACUGCUGUGGCUAUACUGGGUAUGAGAAGGAACUUCAGGACACCUGUCCCAAACAGGAUUCACUUAUAGGACAGCCAUGCCCUCAAGCUAUUCAGGAGGUCUUUACCAAAAAGCUUGAUGUGAUUGGAGCAGUUGGCAUUGCUGUUGGCGUGGUGAUGAUCUUUGGUAUGAUUUUUAGCAUGAUCCUUUGCUGUGCUAUUCGUAGAAACCGAGAAAUGGUCUAAAGGGAUCUUGGAGGAGUCCAUCACCUACAGUCAAGGAGUCUCUAGUUAUUAACUUCAGCAUUCUGAAAGAUAUUUCUAAAAUUAUAUAUUUGUUUUUAAAAUGCUUUAUUUAGUACUGAUCUUACUUUGUAUUCUUAUGUUUAUAAAAGUUUAAAAAGAAUCUACUUUUGAAAAGGUACUAUAUUUGUUAAGCUAAAAUCCAGCAACUUGUAUAUAGGAUUUUUGCCUCUAAAUUGAUGUCUUGUUUCAUGAAACUUAACAACUGAGAUGUAACUUACAUUGGAGAAAAUUUGAUAGUUAAUAAAGAUUUAAGACUACACAAUUA
Rhineura floridana is the source of this 1658-nucleotide messenger RNA. RefSeq names its product CD9 molecule (gene CD9). NCBI's taxonomy places the organism in Eukaryota, Metazoa, Chordata, Lepidosauria, Squamata, Rhineuridae. Gene Ontology annotation, cellular component: membrane. Bases 674 to 1333 code for a protein of 219 amino acids. The transcript is spliced from 8 exons. The record is from RefSeq and is a predicted model, not a curated record.